Molecule: messenger RNA, 1577 nt
Organism: Rhincodon typus (whale shark)
Lineage: Eukaryota; Metazoa; Chordata; Chondrichthyes; Orectolobiformes; Rhincodontidae
Product: centlein-like
Exons: 10
Coding region: 110-1435 (441 amino acids)
Biological process (GO): centriole-centriole cohesion; protein localization to organelle
Cellular component (GO): centrosome; centriole
Source: RefSeq, a predicted model, not a curated record
UUCUCGAGAAAAGAAAACGCAAAGAAAUCAAUGGCUGAGAACAGUGAAAACUGAAACAAAAGUUGCUGCACCACAAUUUCAUUCCAAAGUGAGGAAACAGAAAACCAGAAUGCUUGCCGUGCCAAAGCAGAGCAUUUCGAUCAUUGCCUUACAGCAGCGUCUAAUAUCACUGCAGCAACAGGUUGCUGUUACUCAGAACGGAAAAAAAGCAGCCUUAAACACUGUAAAUGAACUGAAACAGAACAAUCAAAAAUUAACAGCUCAAUUGACUUUGGUGAACCAGAAACUUCAAGUCAACAAACAGACAAUUCAGAAGCUGACAUUUGAUCUCACGGAGGUGCAGCAACAGAAGGCUGCGCUGGACAACAGGUUGAAUCAAAUGGAAGGACAACCAUCUCUUGUCACCAGGUCAGCAGAUGAGAGUUCAUCGUUAGCUUCCAAUCAGGCUCCGAAUGCUCCAGCUACACCUCGAAAACCAAUGGAAGCAGAACUGAAACAGCUGCAGAGUAAAUUGAAGAAUGCAACAAAUGAGAUUUCAAAGCAUUUAGCUACCAACAAAACCCUAAAAGCUGACCAGCAAGAAAAGGAUGAACAGAUUCAGCAAUUGCAGGAAAGGAUUGGUCGUAUGGAAAGAGAUAUCAGCAUGAAGCGACAAUUAGUGGAAGAUCUUAAAUCAAAACUGAAAACAAAUCAGGAAAAUGAUAAAGUGUAUAAAGGAUUGUUGGAAGAUAUGGAAAAGAAGGUAAGGAUACUGACUGAAGAAAGCUCUACCAGAAAGGCACUUACAGAGUCACUAAAGCAAAGACUUAAUGUUGUGACAAAAGAAAAAUCAGCCUAUGAGGAAAUGUACCGUAAAACCACUGGAGAAUUGGAUAAAAAGAAUCAGAAACUGCAUGAUCUUAAAACGAAAAUGAUUGAGACUGAAUCAGCAAUGACGGAACUAGAGACAACAGCAUCACAACAGAUGCAUGGACUGGCAAUGCAAAGUGAACAGGCUUUAGCAGGCAUUCAGAAGAAACUCACUGUUGCUAAUGAAAGAGUGGAUAAAUUUAUUACAUUGAUAAAGUCUUUAGCCAACGAGAUAUGCAAAGAAAUUCAAGGCAGAAGAACCCAAUUGAAAAGAGCAAAGGUGAAACAUACAAACCAUGAAGGUCUUUCAAAAGAGUCUGUCAACAGAGCCCAGUCCAUGGCAGCAUCUAUUCUCAAUAUUUCACAAAGUGAUCUGCAGGAUAUUUUGGAUCUUGAGGAUGAAGUGAAUGCAGAAGAAAAUAAAGAUGCUUUGCGGAAAGAUCAGAAUUGGCUAGCUGAAAUACAGAGGAUUCUGGAAGGCCAGCUUCCCCGUGCUUCAAGUUUACUGGAAGCAAUGCUGGAAAAGAUAGUGGAGAAAGAGAAACUAGCAGAAGAAUAUGCCUUGCUCUCAAAAGAAGCAAGCUGAAAGCCUUAUGUAAUUCCACCUGAGGCAGCUACGUUACAAACAAAACCAAAUCCCAUUGUGUAAUUAAAACACACAUAGGCUUUGUAAUGUUCUACAUUAUUUUAGCAUUUGAUUCUACAAAAUAAACAGAAAGAAAUUGAAA